Messenger RNA from Micropterus salmoides (largemouth bass), 1335 nucleotides. Its product is annotated as akirin-2-like. Lineage: Eukaryota; Metazoa; Chordata; Actinopteri; Centrarchiformes; Centrarchidae. The record is from RefSeq and is a predicted model, not a curated record. Gene Ontology annotation, molecular function: transcription coregulator activity. The coding region runs from base 173 to 727 and encodes 184 amino acids. Gene Ontology annotation, cellular component: chromatin; nucleus. Gene Ontology annotation, biological process: positive regulation of transcription by RNA polymerase II; positive regulation of innate immune response. The transcript is spliced from 6 exons.
GCCUCAUAUCAAAAACAAGCAGCUAAGUUGCGUUAGCUAGCUCCCCUGUCUAACAGCAGACAGUUGGCCCGCAGCCGGCGGAUCGUCACUCCAACUUUUGGGAAGCAACUUUUGGAAAGAACACGAGUUGUUUUACUUAGUCAGACAGACCAACCCCCCCCCAAAAAAAGUCAUGGCGUGUGGAGCCACCCUGAAGAGGACCAUGGAUUUCGAUCCGCUGAUGAGUCCUACCUCCCCUAAAAGACGAAGAUGCAUCCCCGUACCUCCAUCGUCUUCGUCCUCAUCCCCUAGGAAGUAUCUAAGCAUGGAGCCCUCGCCAUUUGGGGAGUCGUCGUCAACACUUAGUGCAGAACAAAUCCUUAACAGCAUCAAGCAGGAGUACAAACGCAUUCAAAAGAGGAAGCAUCUAGAUGGAGGCUACCAACAGUCAGAGUGCUGCUAUUCUCCAGAGUCCCCAUCCCAGUCGUCUACUAUGAAUGUUUCCAGCUUGGCAGGAACGUCCUCUGGAGGCGUUUCUCCUACCAGAAAAGAACAGCCAUUAUUCACCCUCAGACAAGUUGGCAUGAUCUGCGAACGCCUGCUGAAAGAAAGGGAAGACAAGGUGCGGGAGGAAUAUGAGGAGACCAUGACUUCAAAAUUGGCAGAACAAUAUGACACUUUUGUGAAGUUCACACAUGAUCAGUUAAUGCGACGAUUCGGGGAGCAACCUGCAAGCUAUGUUUCCUGAGUGUGGCACAGAGAUCUUUUGCAAGACAGCCUUCUCCUGCUGCAAGCUAUCAUGUGAUAUCUCAAGAAAGGGGGGGGGGGAAGCUCAUCAUUGUAAGAGAUUCAGUUUAGCUAGUUUAAAUGAAACUUUUCUUACUGUGCCAUAUUUCUGUCUUUGGGCAAAGGUUUAUAUGAAGCUGUUGUCAGUUGUUACCACUCUGUUGUAAGCAACUAGGUGCUUCCUAAUGUACAUUAAUGGACCCUGUCUCUACCAGUGGCCUAUGUUCCUCCUGCUGUACGUGUAUCUACAGUUAUCUCACUUUUGUAAUGAUUCCCAGCAUUCCAGGCUUUGUCACUUGUUUUCUGUUUUGUUACAUGUAAAUACGAUAAAGCAGUGCAGAGUUUUACUUAAGGUUUGCUGGUCAAUCUGAAAGGAAGAAACACAGCUGAACAGAGAGACUAUGUUUGCAGUUUGUCCUCUGUUCAUUGCUUUUUAAAUUGAGCAUAAAGUGGGAUAAUUAAUUUUUGUUCUCACUACCAGUGUUUUAUUUAUUUUGACUUGUUUUGCUGGUUAUCACUUUCAAACCAAUGUUCUUAUUGGACAAAACAAUAAAACAUCUUUUAAGAGAC